Messenger RNA from Acaulospora morrowiae, 2804 nucleotides. NCBI's taxonomy places the organism in Eukaryota, Fungi, Glomeromycota, Glomeromycetes, Diversisporales, Acaulosporaceae. The record is from the annotation of a GenBank genome assembly.
CCGUGAAAUUACAAGAUUUCAAAACUUGUGCUGAUAGUUCCUUCUGCAGACGUAACAGAGAUUAUGCAGAUAGGGUUUUAGCAAAUCCUACAGUUAUAUCGCCAUACUCUUUAAUCAAAGAAACAAUUGCCAUCAAGGAUGGUAUUCUUUCAGGGGAAAUUGUCAAUAACGAGAAUCAAAUCCAUUUUACUUUUGAAAUAAAUUUACUAGAAGUUGGCGCGGCGAGAGUUCGAAUUAACGAAAAGUAUCCGUUAAAGCCUCGAUAUGAUGACGUUAAGAAUUUCGCUCUCGUCAAAGAACCACAGAAUACUCUAGAAUAUACCGAGCACCCUUUACAAGAUUCUUUCACAUCCGUGUCUUUCGGUAAAGAAAGAAAACAAAAGGUCAUCGUUUAUCACUCGCCAUUUCGCGUCGAGUUUUUGAUUGAUGAUGUACCUACAGUUGCUUUGAAUGAACGCGGGUUUUUCAAUUUCGAACAUUUGAGGCAAAAGGAGGCCUCUCCUGGUUUAGUUGAUCAAAAUGGUGAGGAAAAUAAAUUAGAUGUCGACGCAAAGGAAGAUAAUGAAAAGGAAAAGGGUUUAUGGGAGGAAACUUUUGGUGGCAGGACAGAUACCAAACCAAAUGGGCCCGAAUCUAUCGGGCUCGACAUAUCUUUCCCGGGGUUUGCUCAUGUAUAUGGUAUUCCUGAACAUGCAUCCACCCUUUCGUUGAAAGAGACGAGGGGAGGAGAUGGUGCUUACACGGAACCUUACAGACUGUAUAAUUUAGAUGUAUUUGAGUAUGAUCUGGACAAUCCUAUGGCGCUUUACGGAUCGAUCCCCUUUAUGAUGGCACACCGCCGAGGCGCGACUGCGGCUGUUCUUUGGUUAAACGCUGCUGAAACUUGGAUCGAUAUAACUAAGAGUAAAGAGGAUAAACAUGGAUUGUCAAAACUUUUGAACUUUGGAAAAUCCACACCUACUUCAACGCACACACAUUGGUUUUCGGAGUCAGGUAUCAUUGAUGUGUUCGUUUUUCUUGGACCGAGUUCUUCAGAUAUCUUUCGUCAAUACGGAUUGCUCACAGGAUUUACAGCGCUACCUCAGUAUUUUGCAAUUGCUUAUCAUCAGUGUCGUUGGAAUUAUCUGGAUCAAAAUGAUGUAGUUGAAGUGGAUGAUGGAUUUGAUAAGCAUGACAUUCCGUACGACGUUAUUUGGUUAGACAUUGAACAUACUGAUGGUAAAAAGUAUAUGACUUGGGACAAUAUCAAAUUUCCAGAUCCAGUAAAGAUGCAAAGCGACAUUGGGCGCAAGGGACGAAGGAUGGUUGCUAUCGUUGACCCUCACCUCAAGCGCGACGACAAUUAUAAAGUGUACAAAGAAGCUAACGAUCUAGAUCUCUUCACCAAGGAACCUGAUGGACGAGUGUAUGAUGCGUGGUGUUGGCCUGGAAGUUCUUCAUGGCCAGACUUUACAAAUCCUUUAACUCGCGAAUGGUGGGGCAAGAAGCUUGCUUUCGAUCAAUACAAGGGUUCAACAGAAUUCUUAUUUGUCUGGAAUGAUAUGAACGAACCAUCUGUUUUUAACGGUCCUGAAAUAACGAUGCCAAAAGACCUCGUUCACCACGGCGGCUGGGAACAUCGUGACCUCCACAAUAUCUAUGGACUUUCUUAUCAUGCUUCAACGUCCGUCGGACUUUCCAAUCGAACGAAUCCACCCAGUCGUCCGUUUGUUCUUUCCCGCGCGUUCUUCGCGGGCAGUCAACGGUACGGUGCCAUUUGGACUGGUGACAAUUUUGCUAGAUGGGAUCAUUUGGCCAUGGCGACACCUAUGUUACUCACAAUCGGUAUUUCGGGUUUACCAUUUUCUGGCGCAGAUGUUGGAGGAUUCUUCGGUAAUCCCGAACCAGAACUUUUGGUUAGGUGGUAUCAAGCCGGUGCUUUUCAACCAUUCUUCCGCGCGCACGCGCACUUAGAUACAAAACGUCGCGAACCUUGGUUGGCGGGGGAACCCUACAUGGGUUACAUUCGCGAUGCUAUACGCGAAAGAUAUGCGCUUCUGCCUUUCUGGUAUACGUUGUUUCACGAGGCGAGCACUACAGGAAAGCCAAUAAUUCGACCCAUGUUCGUGGUUUAUCCUGACGACGAAUCGAGUUUUUCAAUUGAGGAUCAAUUUUUCGUCGGAAAUUCCUUGCUCGUUAAACCUAUAGUAACGAAAGGACAAACAUCUACUGAAGUUUAUUUAGGAGAAAACGAGAUAUAUUACGAUUAUUACACCUUCGAAAAAAUAUUAGGACCCUACAAAUUUAUCGAUGCACCUUUGAACAAGAUACCCGUAUUCAUACACGGAGGCUCUAUCAUACCGCGCCGUCAGAGAAUUCGCCGUUCAUCCCUUGCAAUGCGAUCAGAUCCUUUUACUCUUUUGGUUGCAUUGAAUAAGCAGAAUGAAGCCACGGGAACAUUGUACUUGGAUGAUGGAAAGUCGUACGAGUUCGAAAAAGGCUCUUAUGUUCAUCGUCAAUUCUUAUUUUCGUCUGGGAAAUUAACAUCCAAAUCGCUAGCGCUGUUAGAGAAUGAAAACAAUCCGUACGCUCAAACGGUUGGUUCUCUGCGUGUUGAGAGAAUUAUCGUUUUAGGACUUGACAAGAAGCCCAAGAAAAUACUGGCUUAUCAUAAUUCCGAACCAUCUAAGGCGAAAACAUUACAAUUCAAGUUUGGCGGAAUAGGAACAGUGAUUGGCACGUCUAUUCCUUCGAAGGAUGCACUUUUGAUCAAAGAUCCAAAUUUGCUAAUCACCAAAGAUUGGACUAUAGAGUUUUCAAAUUGA